Molecule: messenger RNA, 1341 nt
Organism: Lasiodiplodia theobromae
Lineage: Eukaryota; Fungi; Ascomycota; Dothideomycetes; Botryosphaeriales; Botryosphaeriaceae
Product: Methyltransferase family
Exons: 2
Coding region: 1-1341 (446 amino acids)
Molecular function (GO): S-adenosylmethionine-dependent methyltransferase activity
Source: RefSeq, a predicted model, not a curated record
AUGACCUCCGAGACGCAUUCCGUUGCCCUUGAGGGCGAGUGGCAGGGAGAAUUAGACCCGGAAGACGACCUUGAGGAGCAGAGAGUCAUCUAUGCCACUCUAGACUCUUUCCAGUCCUACCGCCGCGUCGCCCACUACAACGUGACACACGUCCGCCGCCAGAACUUCUACGCCAUGCCCUCUGCGCACUGGAACCUGCUCGCCGGCCCGCCGUUCAACAUCCUCGACGUCUUCGACCGCGUCGACGACGCCAUCGACGCCAACGCCGACCUGGCCGAAGCCAUCUUCCGCGCCGGCGCCCCCAACUUCGGCGUCAACCCGGCCAUCACCUCCCCCAUCCGCGACCCGGACGACCCCUCCCGCACCAUCGCCCCCGUCUGGCGCGGCGCCGCCGCGGCCUCCGACCUCGAGAAGGCCCGCAGCACCAUCCGGCAGAUGUACCGCGACUGGAGCGCCGCGGGCGCCUCUGAGCGCGCCGCCUGCUACGGCCCCGUCCUGCGCGCGCUCUCUGCCGAGCACGCCUCGACGCCUCCCACCGACCGCGACGAGCUGCGCGUGCUAGUCCCGGGCGCGGGACUGGGCCGCCUCGUGCUCGAGGUGUGCCGGCUAGGCUUCAGCGUCGAGGGCAACGAGAUCUCGUACCACCAGCUGCUCGCCUCGUCCUUCAUCCUCAACCACAGCGCGCAGGCCGAGCAGUUCGCCGUCUACCCGUGGGCGCACGCCUUCUCCAACCACCGCGACCGCGAGGCGCAGCUGCGCAGCGUGCGCGUGCCCGACGUGCACCCCGCGACGGCGCUGACGGAGGCGAGCGCGGGUUGCAGGGUGCACGCGUUCGAGCGCAUGGGCAUGGCGGCGGCGGACUUUUGCGUCAGCUACAAGGGCGAGGAGGCGCGCGACUCGUUCGACGCGGUGGCGACGGUUUUCUUCAUCGACACGGCGCCGAAUCUGAUCAAUUAUAUCGAGGCGAUUGCGAAUUGCUUGAAGGCCGGCGGCUUGUGGAUCAACUUGGGCCCGCUGCUGUGGCACUUUGAGAACGACCCGCCCGGCGCGAAGAACAAGCGAGGUGGUGGGGACGGUGGGAAUGAUGAAGGCGAUGCGAGCGGUGCUGGUGGUGCUGGCAGCAAGGAUCUCGGCAUUGCGGAAAACGGAUCCGUCGAGCUGACGGACGAAGAGGUGGUAGCGUUGGUGGAGCGGUUCGGCUUCAAGAUUGAGCAGAGGGAGCUGCCUGGCGGUGGCGAGGAAGGAGUGGGUACGGGCAUCGAGACUGGUUACAUCUCGGAUCCGAAGAGCAUGAUGCAGCACGUUUACAAGCCCUCAUUCUGGGUCGCGAGGAAGCUGUGA